AUGGCGCCUCGAGACGAUGUAUCGUCUGGAUCGGAAGCAGGCAUGGAAGAAGACUCGGAUGUCGAAUAUACCGAGAAGAAUAACGGUGCAGUUGACGACGGUGAGAAAGGGAAGGGAAAACAGAAAGAGAAGAAGGGGAAAAACAAGGCAAAAGAUCAAGGUUACUCUUGGGAAGCGAAUUAUGUUAGAUCGUGGGACCAAGUGCAAGAGGAUGAAGGAGGAAGAGGAGGCAAAGGACCCUCCUCUGCGAUACGCCGUGCUAUUAUUAGACACCUCGUGUUGUUGAUCGAUUUGUCUGCUGCAAUGGCCGAUCGGGACUUGCGACCGACACGGUUCGAAUUGGCGCUGGACUGUGCCAGAGCGUUUGUUGUUGAAUGGUGUGAACAAAACCCGCUCGGACAGAUUGGAGUGGUGGGAAUGCGUGCAGGGAUUGGAGAAAGGAUUGUGGAAAUGACAGGAAACCCUCAUGAUGUCCUGAGGGCUAUCGCGGACAAGCGCAAAUUAGAACCUGCGGGGGAACCGAGUUUGCAGAACGCAAUUGAGGUGGCCCGGGCAGGUAUGAGGCACUCAUUUACCGACACACUCGUCGAGAGAGAUUGUGAUAAUCUUUGUUGUGUCAAGGAUAAAAUUAGGAUAUCACUCGUGGCCCUGGCUGCGGAAAUGAAGAUAUGCAAGGAACUUUGCGAGAAAACUGAAGGGAGUUUUGGAGUCGCUUUGAACGAAGGGCACUUCAAGGAUUUGCUAUUCGAACACAUUCCUCCUCCAGCGCACCGCGCGGCGCGUACUGGAAAUGACAAAAUUCCAUCAAGCCAGACAGGCAAAGCAAAUCCACUGAAUCCUAAUGCUGACUUGAUGUUAAUGGGAUUCCCGACCCGGCUUCCACCAACGAGCGCGCCUGCGCUUUGUGUCUGCCAUCCCAGUCGAAUGCGGGCUGAAGGAUUUUUAUGUCCACGUUGUUCGGCCAAAUUAUGCGAGGUGCCGACAGACUGUGACGUCUGUGGUUUGAUGGUCGUGUCUUCUCCGCAUUUAGCACGUAGUUAUCACCAUUUAUUCCCUGUCGGUGCAUAUACGGCGAUAAACGAGAUAGGCCCCGACGACACACCUUCAGCAACGUGUCAAGGAUGCACAACGCCAUUUCGUACUGACGCACCUCAUUCGGUUCCAGCAGGCGCUAAUGACGGAAUCAGUCACUUGGGGCGGUACCGCUGCCCCAAGUGCAAAAACGAUUUUUGCGACGAGUGCGAUGUAUUUAUCCAUGAGAGUCUGCAUAAAACCUCGCCUAAAAAUGGGCCUGUCGAUCGUGAUGUGACGGUUUGCCGAUCAAAAAGCCUGCGCUUAGUAAGCGCGCGCCGGCCGACGAGGCAAGGAAACGACCUGGAAACGAGGGCAUGUCGUCAUUGCGCAGCAGGGCAACGGGAAUUACGCCAGGAUUUUAGGACUGGUGUGGGAAAUUGUGUAGAAUACGGGUCCGGUCUUGGCAGGAUCAUGAACAAGGGACAGAGGACGUUUUCCCAACGACGGCGACGACCAACGCGUAUUUGGAUUCGCACUACACUCGUUUCCCCCUUGCCUUUGGUCGCCCACUUGAGCCCCUUUUCAACUCUGGUUCUUUCCACCACCAUGAUCGCCCGCACCCUCGCACUCGCACUUGGCGCUGUGCUCCCCCUCGUCGCCUUUGCAGGAAAUGUCACCGAAGGCGGCUCGUGCAGCCAAUCAAACACUUACCUCACCCCUGGCUCCUAUCAGCUUAACACCGACUGCGACUCGAGGACGUACUGCAACAGUGGCGGUACUUGCGCUAAGAAGCAGUGCCGCAAGGAUGAAUUUCCUUUCGGCUACAACGAUGUGGCUUUCAAGGACUUACCUAAAAUGUGCCCCUCUGGCCAAUUCUGCCCGGACGAAGAGGAUGAUUGCCAAAACGUGCUCUCUGUGGGCAGCUCAUGCCAACUGAACCGCGAUGAUGAAUGUGAACCUGCGCCGGACACAUCGCUUUCCACCCCCGACAAUCACCGAGGUGCUAUUUGUCUCAACUACCAGUGCAUGUGGCAAAAUGUUACCGUUGGGCAGCCAUGCGUAGUUGAAAAUAUCGCCUAUAUCGCGUACUCGACUGAGGGUGAAUUUAUCAAUAUCGUCUCGAGAGGGAAUUGUCGACACGGUUUAUACUGUGACGCUGCUCAAAAGAUUUGCAUCGCUACACAGGACUUUGGAGCUGCUUGCACUGCCGAUAAAGAGUGCACAUCUGGAAACUGCCUUGACAACCUUACAUGUGGUGUUUCCACCGAUGCUCCUCGCAAGCUCGGAGCCUGGGUUUACGCAGUCGUCGCCAUAGCCAUCGUCGGAGGUAUGCUACUUACUGUCGGAACCUUGUUUAUGAUCCACCGUAAAGAACGUGAUGAGAUGCGCCAACAACGCGAGCAAUACUGGCGCGAACAGGCUGCUCUUCGUCAAAAUAUCCUUCAAAUGCGUGAAACUGCUCAAGCAUCUUUGUUGUCGCUACCUUACAACGGCCAGAACCAAUCUGGCUCGGGUUACAACUCGCCUUCUCGACACAGCAGCUUGGCAUCUGGAAAGGAAAUGGGCAUCCAAAGCGAUGAUAGCCACGCGGGCUUUGUUACAAAUGCAGGGUACGCCGGUGGAAAGGGGACUAGUGGUUUGCGUAAUUCGCUAAGAAGCGAUGAUGGACAGGAAGCAACGGAGACGAUGAGCAUGGACGCCCUCGUUACUGAAAGGGACAAUGGCUCGAAUGGAAGGAGGCGCAAGGGAGGUCUGAGCAUUGGUGGCAAGCGAUAA
Rhizoctonia solani is the source of this 2790-nucleotide messenger RNA. Its product is annotated as suppressor of stem-loop protein 1. NCBI's taxonomy places the organism in Eukaryota, Fungi, Basidiomycota, Agaricomycetes, Cantharellales, Ceratobasidiaceae. Gene Ontology annotation, molecular function: zinc ion binding. The transcript is spliced from 20 exons. Gene Ontology annotation, biological process: DNA-templated transcription; regulation of transcription by RNA polymerase II; nucleotide-excision repair. The record is from RefSeq and is a predicted model, not a curated record. The coding region runs from base 1 to 2790 and encodes 929 amino acids. Gene Ontology annotation, cellular component: transcription factor TFIIH holo complex; transcription factor TFIIH core complex.